This is a messenger RNA of Clonostachys rhizophaga, 1626 nucleotides long. The record is from the annotation of a GenBank genome assembly. Lineage: Eukaryota; Fungi; Ascomycota; Sordariomycetes; Hypocreales; Bionectriaceae.
AUGGCGUCCGCGACCGAGGAGCUGGUCGUCCAGAGCCCUGGCGGGGCGUCAAUUGCCGGCGACAAUAAGAAGAGGGAGGCGUCUCCGGAGCCCGACGUCGGCGAUGCUGCUGCCCAGGAGGCCGCGAGGAAGAAGAAGAAGACUGGGCCCGGCAGCAGAGGCGUUGCCAACUUGACGCCGGAGCAGUUGGCCAAGAAGAGAGAGAAUGACCGUGAGGCCCAGCGAGCCAUCCGCAAGCGGACCAAGGAACAGAUUGAGACGCUCGAGAGGCGCAUCCAAGAGUUGACUAGUCAGCAACCCUACCAAGAGCUUCUUGCCGUUCAACGGGCCAAGGAGGCCGUUGAGCAGGAAAAUAUUGAGAUCAAACGGCGACUAGCCACUAUUAUCGGCGAACUUCAGCCGUUGUUAGGAAACAUAUCAGAUCCUAGCCGCUUAUACGCGUCCCCAUCUCAGACAUAUGCUCCAUCUGUGCCAAAUGUUGCUCCACCCCCGGCACCAAUGAGUGUCCACAAUGCCUCAACACCUGGAAGUGUCCCGUCUCCUAGCAGCACGGAUAUUGGCUCGCAGAGCUGGCAGAGUGCUGGUAACCAAGGCGAGCAGGCUAGAAUCCAGCUGAACCAGCAGCGACAUGAAAUGCGACACGGGCUGGACAUGGGCCCCGAGCGUCUCGGGCUCAACUUUCUUCUUGAGAACAACCAGCGCGUAGCCAGAAUUCACAAUGGCUCAGAUAGUGCUCAAGACACGCCACGAUAUCACCAUGUGCCCAUGCGGCAUGACUGGACGGACAACCGCAACGACCAGGCGUUGCGGGUUCGGCCCGGAAGUGGAGGUGGGCGGUGGGAGGCGUCUCCCAGAACUCCCUCGACAACCGGCCCUACCAGCCGGCCCAGCCAGAUGGCUAGAGAUGUUCCUUCUCCUCACUAUUCCCCGAACCCAGCUCCCGGGUCUCCUCAGUGGACCCUGCCCAUCAAAAACUGCGCACCAACUUGCCCACUGGACUACCUGUUGCUGGACUUCCUCAACGAGCGCCGCCAGCGUGCUGCCGAAGGCUUGCCAGUGCAGGAAGUGGUUGGCCCUCGCUACCCUUCCGUCUCUUCGCUCCUCAACCCGGCCAAUAGUGCCUUCAGCCAUCCUCUGUCAAAGGUGUUUACGGAUAUACUAUCCACGUUUCCGGACAUCUCUACCUUGCCGGAGCGCAUUGCUGUUCUUUACGUCAUGUUCCUCCUCAUGCGGUGGCAGAUUUCUCCCACGCAGGCAAACUGGGAGCGUCUCCCCGAGUGGUUCCGCCCUACGCAUGGUCAACUGACCAUUGAUCAUCCUGCCUGGGUCGAUCACAUACCCUUCCCAGUGAUGCGCGAGAAAAUUGUACAAACCCAAGAAACGCAUGAGAUCGUUUUCGAUAACUUCUUUAUACCCUUUACCACUACGUUGAAUCUCAGCUGGCCCUAUGAGGACACGGACGCUCUGCUCCAGGGCCCAGACGGGGACGAGGUUGUGAUCAACCCUGUGUUUGAGCGCCAUCUACGAAAUCUCAAAAACUGGAGUCUCGGCGAGCGUUUUGUCAAGGCUUACCCCUUCCUGGCCGAGGGCUGCAACGUCGGCCCCCCUCCAUCACGACCACGAUAG